UACCUACGGUACCAAGCUCGUAAGCCGGUACUUGCUGGUACCAGCUUGUACAGACUGGUACACACUCGCAGGGCCUUUAUGAGUCAAGCUGUUGAUGACAUUAGACUAAAUGCGGCGGGGCAGUAAAACUGACAAUGCGAGACGGACAAGGUUUCAAGUGAAUAGACCAAUAAGAUUCGAGCGGAAUUGGUUAAACAAAGAAUCUAAUGCGAGUUCUAGAAAUUUGCUGGUUGAAAUUAGUUCUCAACGGCCGAAUAGAUCUAGACGUCGUGAAAGUCUAACACGCGUACGAAAAACAAAUAGCCAAGACAAGGUAAAGCUGGCCAGCCUGCCGAGGGAAAAGAGCUCAUGGUACAGUUCAAGAGACCCCCUGCCGCGUACAAAUUUGCCACGUUUGAAAAUUUCCCACGGAAUUCACUCGACUGCUAUGUGUGCGCCAAGGAAUGAGCUGGCUAUUUCCAGACACCGGUCAACAUGUUGCGGUGUCUGUACAGUUACAGGGUUAAAGCCAGGGAACCCGAGAUGGCAAAACCAGGACUCUUAUAUUAUUUCGGAAGACUUUCAACGGCAGACAAACCAACGGUGUUACGGUGUCCUUGACGGCCAUGGGGAGAUAGGUCACCUGGUCUCCAAGCGCUGUAGCCAGCAGCUCUGUGAGCACUUCGUGAAGUCACAGUUGGACAUGUCACUUGCAUUCCGCCUAAUGCAAGAAGUAGAAUUGCGCGCUUGAUUCAAUGACACGCUUUGAAUCCACACUAUCUACCUGUAGGAUUUGAGUCAAUGCGAGUUGGAUAUUAAAUGUAGUGGCGCUACUUGUGUGUUUGUUCACUUGCAUGAUAGUUAUCUUCGGGUUGCCAAUAUCGGGGACUCGCGGGGAGUUCUCGGGCAUUUAGAUGGAGCUAAUAUUUGCGCAACCCCGUUGACAUCUGAUCACAAGGUAUGUAUGUAUACAUCUACACUAACUUAAUUGUGUCUCAUUUGUUUUAUCACAGCCUGACCGACACGAUGAGCAAAUACGCAUCGUAGCGUGCGGAGGUCAAGUUAGUUGUCGUCAACUAGUCGUUGGCCAUAGUAGUAAUGGACCAAUCACGUUGCCUCUUGGCCCACCUCGAGUUUGGUAUAGAAGGUUAGAUUUUAAUGUAUUAUCUUAUCACCUUGAAGCGUAGAAAUAGCAGUCAUGGCGACACGAUGGGGCUUGCCAUGAGUCGUUCAUUUGGCGACGCAAUUGCACAUGGUAACAAUUUUUGGAUGACCAUAUUCUAUCUUUGAACGUGCAGGGCUGGGCGUUUCUUGUGAACCAGAGAUCACUCAGUACAAUCUAGAUUUGGCUGAUAAGUUUCUCAUCUGGUUUGGGUUUUGUGGCUAAUUAGAAAUAUUAAUUUUAUCAUAGCGCAACUGAUGGCGUCUGGGAUGUGAUUGACAAUGCACAAGCAGUAAAAAUUGUUCACACACUUUACGAGCGGUGAGUUGGGCUCCUUUGACCUUUUGCCAACCAGAGAUUUAAGGUCGAAUGACUGGGACCCACUUGAGGCUGCUCACACGUUAUGCAUAUCAGCUCGCAAUCGCUGGCAAAGUUUAUCGCCAAUGAUUGAUGAUAUUACAGCACUUGUUGUUGAUCUUCAUAGAGCACUAGCCUGCGGGAAGCAGGGUAAAGGCAGAUCCAGUGAAUAUCUAUUACGCGUGGAUCUAUCUAUUUGUUGAUUUGGAUCGCCUCGCAGGUACAGAAAUAAAAAAACCAACCGCUCUCCGAAGGUUGACUUGAUCGAACCAGUGCCAGCGGCUCGCCCCAUGGCCGUCAGGGACGUAAUCGUGAUCUGAACUUAACUUCCCCGACCCGGGCUAGGUUGCCAUUUAAGUAGUAUAGGGAAAAUGUAUACUUUAUGUCCCAUCCUGACGGAUGAGCCAUA
Molecule: messenger RNA, 1907 nt
Organism: Pelagomonas calceolata
Lineage: Eukaryota; Pelagophyceae; Pelagomonadales; Pelagomonadaceae
Source: the annotation of a GenBank genome assembly